Messenger RNA from Calliphora vicina (urban bluebottle blowfly), 5139 nucleotides. RefSeq lists its product as uncharacterized. The transcript is spliced from 4 exons. The record is from RefSeq and is a predicted model, not a curated record. The coding region runs from base 1 to 5139 and encodes 1712 amino acids. Gene Ontology annotation, molecular function: catalytic activity. Lineage: Eukaryota; Metazoa; Arthropoda; Insecta; Diptera; Calliphoridae.
AUGGCUGCAAACGAAGUGCUCCUUUUCUGGAAUAAAGCACGAAUUCCGACCCGAGACAAGUCUUCGGUCAUAAAGCAAAUUCAGAAGCUGUACCAGAAAUGGAGGAAAUUGAACAACAGCUCAACAGGAGGAGGAACGUCGCAUAAAGUAAAAGAGGAUAAGUUUGACGAAGAAUUAGACGAUCUCUUCGAUAUUGCUCAUGUUAAUGCACUCACCACGAUUAAAAUAGAGGAGGAUAAAAAGUUUUUGCUUGCACAGAGGAAAAAAGGCCGCCCAGGCAGCAUGAUUGGCAUUGACAUGGCUCUUGUAGGCAUUGAAAAACGAAAAUUGGAACGAGAAGAGGCAGAUGAACGGCGAUUACGAGCAACUACUAAAAUUAAUACCUUAGCAAUGGGUACAGUGCAAUUCACAUCAUCUACCGAAUCGUCAGACAAUGUUGGCGCUGGUGGAAUGGAAUUGGAAGUGGUCGCUCUACCGAUCGUUUCUGCUUUGGAUAAAUGCAUGAUAUCUGACCGAAAUGCAGUGCAUUUAAUGGCUGCAGUAGCUGAAGGACUUGGUCACAACGUAUCAAAUUUGGUAUUAAAUCGCUCGCCAAUUCGAAGAUACCGUACUGCAAAUCGACAAAAAAUCGCUGAUUUUGUAAAGGAGAACUUAUAUUUGAAGGCAACAGCAUUUCUUGUAGUGCACUGGGAUGGCAAAAUACUGGAAGACAUUACAGGAAUGAAUAAGAUUGAUCGCCUUCCGGUUAUUGUAACUAAUGGCGAAAUCGAACAAAUAUUAGGCGUUCCAAAACUAGAUUGUGGAAAAGGCAAAAAUAUUGCAGCUGCCGUUUAUCAACUACUGGUAGAAUGGAACCUUUCGAAACGAGUUCAAGCCAUGUCUUUUGACACGACAUCAUCAAACACCGGUGAAUUUGCAGGAGCUGCAGUUUUACUUGAACAGUUAUUAGAGAGAGAUUUGAUGCAUCUUCCAUGUAGACAUCACAUAUAUGAAUUGGUGCUAAGAGCAGUGUUCGAAGAAAAAAUUGGAAAAACUUUUGCUCCAGAUGUUUCUCUGUUUCGCCGUUUCCAGCAGAAUUGGGAAAAAAUCAAUCAGAAUGCAUUAGGAACUGGAGUGAGCGAUGAGAUCGUUUCUUCGAAAUUAAUUACUGCUCCAGAUGACAUCAUUACUUUUAGCAUGGUCCAACUACAGAAAAGACAACGUCGUAACGACUAUAAGAACUAUUGGAACUGGUUAGACAAAUUUAAACUGGCAAAGUCACAAUUGGAUGGAAUUCGAGAUGUCUGUGUGUUUAUUGUUCGUCUGUACGUGAAAGUCUGGUAUCGCUGUACUGAAGCUGUCAAAGCGCCCAAUCAGGACUUCAACUUUUUGAAAGCACUUCACUCAUAUGCAGACUUGGAUAAGAAUUUGUCAAAAGUAAUGGUAACAAAGUUUAUCAGACAUUUGUGGUAUCUCGCGGAGGAGGCUAUAGCUCUCGCCUACUUUGAUUCAGAUGUUUCGUGUGACAUAAAACGAAAAAUGUUGGCAAUUAUGUGCAUAUAUGAUGGAAAAGAAAUCCUUGAAGAAAAAGACAAGGAAGUUCAACUUGAAAAAGAUGAAGAAACUAGAGAAGAAGAUGAUGAUUGGGAUGAAGAUGAUGAAGGACCUAUCCGAAGCAUGAAAAAAAUUGCGGUUAAUUUUGCAGAAGUAACUGAGCAAUUUUUGUCGAAUGAAUUGAGCGCUUUCCUGCACCUUCCGGCAUUGCUGCUCCGCAUCCUACUGGUCCGUGCCGGAAUUGAAGUAAAUCCCGGACCAUGGUUCUGCACGGUUUGCCAGAACCGACUGCACCACAUGUCAACACAAUUAAGGUGCAACUCUUGUUUGGGCUGGUGUCACCUUAGGAAUUGUUCCGGACUAAAUCAUGAAAGGGAGUGGUCGGAGAAUUACGUUGCCCCAUGCUGCCAGCGACGUAGUUCAUCGGCGUCUUCGGCAUCAUCCUACGCCACACCUCCACCCUCCCCACCGCAAUCACAACAACAGCAGCAGCAACAACCAUCGCCGCUCACACCAUCGAUUGCAGUCCGUAGACCUGGGUUGAUAUCCAUAUUGCAGUUCAACUGCAAUGGCCUCCAAGGGAAAAUAUCUGAGAUAACCAGAUUUAUGCGCCAACACAACAUCGUGGUCGCUGCGGUCCAGGAGACAAAACUUACGAGUAAUUCCAGUCUGCAAAGUUGCAACGGAUACAACGUUCUCCGAAAAGACCGCACCAGAGGCAACGGUGGAGGCAUCGCGUUUAUUAUACACAAUACCGUGCAGUAUAGGGCUCUUUCUCUCGAUCUGAAUUCUAGAGACCAAUAUCUUGAAGUUCAGGGUAUUGCGGUCAGAUCGGGAUAUACGGAGUUGGAGCUCUAUAAUGUCUACAUUCCGCCAGUAGCCAGUUGUCCAACAGGCUACCAUCCCGACAUUAGGACCUUACUAGAUGGUGAUACUCGUUUGGUCCUAGGGGAUUUUAACGCUCACCAUCAGCUCUGGCACUCAAGUCUUGGGGAAGACCAGAGAGGAGCGUCACUGGCGGAACAGAUUGACGAAUCCACCUUCUGCACACUAAAUGAUGAUGCCCCCACACGGAUUAUGGGUAAUUGCGCAAGUUCGCCAGACAUCACCAUAGCGAGUCCUGGUCUGAUUAACUGCACAACCUGGCGUGCAGUUAUUUCUCUAGGAUCAGACCAUUUACCCAUAAUCGUUUGUCUGGAUAGACCCAACGAUUUCAUCGUCUCUGAAUGCCGAACUUACAUCAACCAAAAGAAAGCAGACUGGCACGGCUUCAGAGAAUUUACCGACCGCAUCUUCAAUGGUCUACCGAUUCCCUCCAACGUACACAAAGCAGAGAGGAAGUUUCGCGAAACCAUCACAGCAGCAGCCGCUCGCUUCAUUCCCGCUGGUAGAAUAUCCGUAGUGCGACCGCACUUCCCAGCAGAAGCAGCGGGACUCGCAGAUGAGCGUGAUGACAUCCGAAGUACCAACCCUGACGACCCUAGGAUCGCCCAGCUGAACCGCGAUAUCAGCAGGUUGGUAAAUGAGGACAAGCGAAACAAAUGGUUGGAUCAUUUGAAGAACUGCAACUUAAGUUCUGGAGUUGGCAAGUUGUGGUCCACAGUUCGGUCUCUCUCCAAUCCGACUAAGAAGGAUGAUAGGGUCGCGAUUAAGUUUGCAGAUACCACCAUAUCCGACCCUAAACGGUGCGCGCGAGCUUUUUGCCGACAAUUCAUUGAGCACCCCGAGAGAGACAAGGCGAAAAGAAGUAUUGUCCGCAAACUACACGAUCUUCCAGUCUCGGACACACCACAACUUUACACGCCAACUGAAGUUGCAGAAGCCAUCAACACAGCUAAGCCUUCAAAGGCAAUAGGACCUGAUGGGAUAUCCAUGCUGAUGCUAAAACACCUAGGCGAGCGGGGAGUCGAGUACCUGACAAUGGUUUUUAAUUUGUCAGUGAGGAGCUUAACAAUACCCGAUGUCUGGAAAAUGGGUCGAGUGAUCCCAUUGCUAAAACCUGGGAAAAUCGCGAGUGAGGGACAAUCGUACAGGCCGAUUUCCCUCCUGUCACCUGUAGCGAAGACACUCGAAGCUCUUCUCCUCCCCCAGCUGACCCGUCAACUACCAGCUGCUCGUCACCAGCAUGGAUUCCGUAAAAUGCACAGUACCACCACAGCAUUAUCCGCCAUAGUCACUCAGAUCUCACAGGGCUUAAACCAGCAGAGGCCUUGUGAACGAACUAUCCUAGUGGCACUUGACCUGUCGAAAGCCUUCGACACUGUCAGUCACGCCACACUCUUCCAGGACAUCCUGCAGUCCACAAUGCCCAACAACACGAAGAGAUGGAUAGUGAACUAUCUGAGUGGCAGGCAGUCGUUCGUGGAGUUUAGAGACAAAUGCUCAAAACCCCGUAGAGUUAAACAAGGAGUCCCUCAGGGCGGGGUCCUGUCGCCGCUCCUGUUUAACUUCUACCUCUCUAAACUCCCAGUGCCCCCACAGGGCGUAGAGAUAAUCUCGUAUGCGGACGACUGUACUAUAUUGGCAACAGGUCACAACGUUGAUGAGCUUUGCGGUAUGGUAAAUGGUUAUCUCAAUGAAAUCCACAAUUUCUUCACUGCACGUAACCUGCAGUUAUCACCAACGAAGUCAUCAGCAACACUCUUCACCACCUGGACGAAGGAGGUAAAACUGAAUUUAGGCAUCAUGGUCGACGGCGUACAAAUUCCGACAGUGAACCACCCGAAAAUCUUGGGUGUCACUUUUGAUAGCCUUUUUACCUCCUCAGCACACGCCACUGCAAUCACGCAUAAACUGCGAAAUAGGAACAAGGUCCUCAAAGCACUAGCCGGCAGUACUUGGGGUAUGGACAAAGAAACCUUGCUUGCUACCUACAAAACGAUUGGCCGGUCAGUGGUCAACUAUGCUGCACCAGUGUGGUCGCCUUCGUUGAGUGAUACCCAGUGGAGAAAUAUUCAAAGCUGUCAAAACGCAGCCUUAAGGACCGUCACAGGCUGCCUUCAAAUAACCUCCGAACAUCACAUUCACGAGGAAACCAAGGUUCUACCGGUCAAGGAACACAACGUCAUGUUGACGCAACAGUUCCUUCUGGGAUGUCAUCGGAGGAGUCAUCCAAACUUCAACAUCACACAGUUGGAAUCUCCCCCGAGGCAUGUCAGACAGGACCUUCGGAAAUACGAGGAGAACAUACAGAGGUAUGUGCAGGAUCCAUUUGAUCGCCGCUCGUUUAUGACAGCUUUGAACGACAUUCACAGAGACGCCAUCAAUUCCGCGGUAGCAGGAUACCGUAUGAAUGUCGUACUUGGAGGUCGCCCACCACCGAUAGCAGACGCCGAGAAGGUUCUGCCGCGUGGAACAAGAGUCGUUCUGGCACAACUUAGAUCAGGAUGGAGCAACAGGCUUAAUGCCUUUUGGUCUCGCAUAGACCGUGCCGUCCUUAACUUAUGCCCAGCAUGUGGUCAGGGUCCUCAUGACACCCUCCACAUAUUUAACUGUUCAGCCAACCCUACUUCGCUCAGUCCAAUGGAUUUAUGGACUCAUCCUGUUGAAGUAGCUCAAUUUCUUGGACUUGAACAACAUGCAGAACCACCAGAACAUCCAGAUUGA